UCGCCCCUCGGAAUCAAAAAAAUCGCUGCCGCCCGCCCGCUCGCCCGCUGCCGGCGUCGGCGACCCCCCUGCGCCUUCCCCCGACUUCCCCCAGGCCCCAACAGCCGUCGCGUCGCUCCCCCACCCUCCGCACGGCGGCGCCCGGCCAUCUCCAAGCUGUCGGCGCGCCGCGCGCCGCCGCGGCGCCGCCCGAUAUCCCCCAGCCGCCGAUGCGCCGUCGCUCCCGCCCCCCUCCCACCCUCCGCGCUCCACUGCGUGGCCUCCUCCAGCCGUUCGGCACCGCCGCGCGGCGGGCGCUGACUGCCGUCGCUCCUCCACCCUCCGACGGCCACAGCGCCGCCGCCCGGCGCCACCACCCAGCCUCCUCCAGCCGUCUAGCGCCAGCGCUCGGCCUCCCCCAGCCGCCGUCUGUCCCCCACCCUCUGCACGCCGCAGCCUAGCCUCUUCCAGCCGCCGCCAAGUCUCCAAGUCGGCGCCUGAGAGACUAGUUUCUGGUUUCGAUGAUUUUACAAUGUUUCUCUGGGAACCAACAAUGAGUAAACAGCCCAAAGCUCGCAUGACUAGUCAUCAAAAGCUCGUAAUCCGUGUCUACUUCUGUCCUGAUGGGCAAUGGUUGGCAAGUGCCUCCUUUGACAAAUCUGUCAAGUUGUGGAAUAGUAUUACAGACAAAUUUGUUCCAGCUUUCAGAGGGCAUGUUGCAGAUGUCUACCAGAUCAGUUCCGUGGAGGAAAAUCAUAGGAAUUUGUCAUGAACAUCAUAGUUCUUGUCUAUGGCCUCUUCUACCAUUCAUGCUAAGUUUUUCUUCUAACAUUGUUCUGUUCUUACUACAUCACCUAUUGCUUAUUUUUGAACAUACAGUACUAGUAAGUUUUAUAUGCUGCUAUUUUGAAUAAGUUUUGUUAGUCAAGUUAGGCAAGAUAGCCCUAUUGCAGGUCCUGCAACUUAAUUAGUUUAGAGAAGCCUGUUAAUCCAUUGUUCCAUUCUGAUAUAACAUCAAACCUUAACUUCAACUUAAUAUAUAGAAAACUGAGACAACCAACUACAACAUGUGUUUACUGUUUCACUAUAAGUUCGUGCUCAAUAUGUAACAAUAUUUAUUAGCUCACAUUUCUUUCAUUUUACAUAUAUAUCAUGCAUUGCAGGUUUGUGGGAAUGCAUCUUACAAGACCAUGACAAUAUAUGUCAGCAUGCCUUUGGAAGGAACAAGAGUUAUGGCAGCUGUGAACCUUUUUUUUUAUUGUUGUUUUGAUCGGUGAGUGUAUUGUUACAUGUGAGACUUGACUUUAAUUUACGAUAUUCUUUGUUAUAUUGUAUGUUAAUAUAUAUUGAUGUAUGCUAUAUAUCUUGGGCCUAUCUAGGCUUUUCAAAUUGGUUUGGCCUACUUGCUAAAUGUAUAUAAUAUAAAUGGGCUGAAAAUAGCAUAUAGGCCUUAAAUGGGUUAGAUGGUUAUUACUGGGUACAAAUCUUGGGCCUUUGGCCUUUAUAGUGUUUUUAAAUGGGCUUGGCCUGCUUGCCAUUUGUCACAAAUGAAAAUGGUAUAAUAUAUAUUGGGCUGA
Molecule: messenger RNA, 1556 nt
Organism: Oryza brachyantha (malo sina)
Lineage: Eukaryota; Viridiplantae; Streptophyta; Magnoliopsida; Poales; Poaceae
Product: notchless protein homolog
Exons: 3
Coding region: 512-751 (79 amino acids)
Biological process (GO): ribosomal large subunit assembly
Cellular component (GO): nucleolus
Molecular function (GO): protein binding
Source: RefSeq, a predicted model, not a curated record